GACAGGAUGUGCGGACGACCGCGGACCCUCCUGAUGACGAAAAUUGCGUCAUGCAGGGGAAUCACGAUGCCCGCCCAACAACAUGAUGUCAUCGUCUAUCGGCCCAACCCUAACUGCGAUCUUGGUUUUCACAUUUUCUGGGUUGCUAGAUGCACCGGGGACCGGAUUAUAGCACUUAAACACAGAAAAAUCAGAUGACUCCUUUAACAUAUGCUUGCAUGUAGCUUCUUACACAGGGCCUGGAACAGCUUGUACCGUUUGUGGAUUAUGUUUUAAAAGGAUUGACAGCAUUGCAGCUGUUGAAGGAAAGCUUUGUCAGACUUUUAAGCACCAGUCUGAGUUAGAUGCUGUAGAUGAAGUUCUACAGAAUUCUAUUGCACAUGCCUUCACUGGUGGUUUUCAUUGUAGUAUGGUGAUUGGUGAGGUUAUAAUUUUUUCAUCUGUAUGUGGAAAGAUAAUGGAGCUUCUUGGACAGAAUAAGAUCGACCAUCAUCAGAGGCAGGUGGUCAUCCUUAGCCAGGACAGUUUCUACAGGGUACUCACCCCUGAUCAGAAGUCCAAGGCUCUAAAAGGACAAUUCAACUUUGAUCACCCAGAUGCCUUUGAUAAUGAGUUGAUAGUCAAAACCCUGUGCGAUAUCAUGGACGGAAGUACCGUCCAAAUUCCAGUCUAUGACUUUGUUACCCAUUCAAGAAAGGAGGAGACAGUCACAGUGUAUCCAGCAGAUGUGGUUUUAUUUGAAGGAAUCCUCAUGUUUUACUCGCAAGAAAUCCGAGAUCUGUUUCAGAUGAAGCUGUUUGUGGACACGGACGCAGAUACGCGACUGUCACGCAGAGUCCUGAGAGACAUCAGUGAAAGGGGCCGUGACCUAGAGCAAGUGCUGAGCCAAUACAUAACAUUUGUCAAACCUGCCUUUGAGGAGUUCUGUCUGCCAACGAAAAAGUAUGCUGAUGUGAUCAUUCCAAGGGGAGCUGAUAAUAUGGUUGCCAUAAAUUUAAUAGUGCAGCACAUUCAGGAUAUUUUGAAUGGUGGCUUAACCAAACGCUUGAACGGCUACCUCAACGGUCACAACACGCCUCGUAAACGGCAUCCCUCAGAGUCCAGCAGCAGGCCGCACUGACCAGCCCUCUCACAGGAAGUUGGGGAAUGCAAGAGGAAAAGAAUGUUUGAAAGAGGGAUGCAAAAGGACUGGCUGGAUGAAAUGAACGAUUGCUUGUGCAUUCUGUUAAAUAGCCAACACUGUAUUCAAGAAAGAGAAUCUCAAAGACUGCCUUUUUAUUUCCUAUUGCUUCCUACUUUUUGGACUGGCUCCGCUUGAUGUUUUAGGAGUUUAGAGUUCGGGGAUACUUAAAGGUCGACAUUGAUUUUUCUUCAGUAUUUAUUUCAGUAUUUUUUUGUAACUAUUUGCAAGUGUGUUUGUUGGUUAAAUGGGGAGGGGUAAAAUAUUUGACUAUUACGUGACUCCAUGCUAAAAAGGAUUGAGAUUUACUUGCAUUAUUUUUUUAAUGUUGUAAUAUUAUCUUCAACUGUUACUGCUCUUUCAUUUGCAAACAAAGUUUUGUGAUCAAACUUUGUUUUUUUCAUCACUGAAAAACGUAUCAAAGGCCAAAGAUGAUUGGAGUUUUGAAACCCCUUCUGUUUUACUUUUUGCUUGGCAGUGAUGUGUUUUAGUGGUAUGUCAGUUUUUUUACGACGUCCCUCUAAAAUCAGUGUUUAUGGCAGAAAGAUAACUGUUACUUCCUCCGUUUCACUUGAACAAUUCAGGAAGUGUUGCUGAGUCACAACACUCCUCUCAGGGUGUAGUUAUUAUAAUGGAAAACAACUUGUACUGUAUUCUAAAAGGGAACGAGACGUAAUUUCAGAUGAUCCAGACAAAACAUAUCAAGUUGAGAUAGUGCUUUAUUGAUUAAAUAUCCACCUCAAGGAGCUCAUUUAAGUUGGGUAUAUCUUGCUCACUUCUUAAUUCCAGAAGUGCUGUCGGGUGGCAAAGUUGAGAUGCUGAUUCAAUUCUGGACCCCUGGAAUAAUACGUGCCAGUCAAUGAUUUUGAGCUAGUUAUUAAGAGAUUUCUGUUCAUGUACUAUGCACUGUACCCUUAACUCUAAUAAUGCAUUUUGACACUCAGUUUAUGACACUUUCAUUAGAGUGGAAUUUCGAGAAAUAAGUUUGAUGUUUACUUGAAAUUUAUACUUUUCUCAAAGUCUCUUGUCCAUUGUCUCUACUUGCAGUUUUCCAUUGUCUCCUUCAUGGUUUUUAUUUUUAAAUGAUUUACCACCUGGCCACCUGUAAAAUAUACACCAUGAUGCCAACUUGGUCAGUAUUUGAUUAAACUAAUUUAGUAUUUUUUAACCAUUCACAUUUCAAGUUGUUUGAUAUACAUUACACAUGCAGUGAUUAUUUUACCGUGUAGCUAAACAUAUGGGAUUGCAGAGGUACAGAAAAGUAUUUUCAUUUAACUCCGCUCCAAUCAUUCAGGGACUUGGGUUGUAAAAUGCCCAACCGUUGACCCAGGGUUUUCACUUAAACAAUCUGACCUUGACUCUGAAUUGAUCCUGUGUCUCUUUCCUUUGAUCUUGAAAUUUUUAACUUUGUGUAAUGUUCACACAUAAAUGGGUUAAUCAUUUAAGGACUAUUCAGUCCCAUUAUUUUGCACUUCACUAUGUUGUACAUAUUUUCUACCUUAGCUUAUAUUUUUUUCUUCUGCAUUGCUGCUAUGAAACAGGGUGACUCAUUUGCCAUCCAGUGUAAAAACAGUUAUGAAUAUAUGUGUGUUUUUGUUUUUGACAUGAGAGUAAACUCAUUAAGAUUAUUUUUUUAAUCAUAAUCAUUUUUUAUUUGGGCAACAUGCAAAAAUAUCAAAUUUUGUGACUUGAAUGCUUGUAUUGACCCCUGUGCUAUUUGUUUGGCAGCAGUUAUAUAAAUAAUUAUUUUGUGUCCAA
Molecule: messenger RNA, 2938 nt
Organism: Triplophysa rosa
Lineage: Eukaryota; Metazoa; Chordata; Actinopteri; Cypriniformes; Nemacheilidae
Gene: uck2a
Product: uridine-cytidine kinase 2a
Exons: 7
Coding region: 410-1120 (236 amino acids)
Cellular component (GO): cytosol; cytoplasm
Molecular function (GO): ATP binding; kinase activity
Source: RefSeq, a predicted model, not a curated record